Molecule: messenger RNA, 3206 nt
Organism: Anopheles merus
Lineage: Eukaryota; Metazoa; Arthropoda; Insecta; Diptera; Culicidae
Gene: Drip
Product: aquaporin AQPAn.G
Exons: 7
Coding region: 834-1586 (250 amino acids)
Biological process (GO): transmembrane transport
Cellular component (GO): plasma membrane
Molecular function (GO): water channel activity
Source: RefSeq, a predicted model, not a curated record
UAACUUUCCUUCUUGCGAGCCGGUCCAUUCGGGGCCCUUUUGAGCGCCAGCAAACAGAGCCAAACGGUUUUAAAGCAACGGAAAGGAGUGAAAAAAGUUUGUGCAAACUUGUCGUCGGUUUAUUUUCGGGGGUGACUUUUGUUUCUGUUUCAACUUUGCGUGUGCGGAUGUGAUUGUGCAGGCAUCGUGGCAGCGCCUGCCGUACCGAAAUUCACCGCAAACUGUUGCGUGCUGGCAUCAGUAACUCCGCGAUUUAAAUUAACUACAAUCAGCCACCAGCCAGUCACUGAAUGCCAUUUAGGAGCUUUUGGGAGCGAUUUUGUACGGGAUUUUCGAGCUCGCAGGGUAGCGACUGCUAACAAGCUAAAACAAGGGCUGCUCGUUGAUUUAUUAUCACUUUAACGAUUCCCGCGCCUCUGCCUCACUACUCGGUGACGUCCUAUCUUGGGCAUCGGCAGUGGAUGAAACCUACCCAUACCCCUAAGCUGUUCUGUGCCUUCCCUUACCGGUCGCAGAUUGGAAAGUUUGAUCAAUAUCAUAAAAUCGGUUUUGAUAGUAGCGAAGGCUACUACUACACUACCGGAGCAUUGUUUGUUUAUGCUCCCGUUCCGCAGUUUCAUUCCGCGACAUUACGCCAACGGACGUGGUGCCCCUGGAGCAGUGCUCAGAAGUUAGAACUCGCGCGGAAUUAACUUUACAUCCGGAACAUUAAGUGUAUCCUUGAAGUGCGUGUGUGGAGCAACCAACUUGGAGCAGUACUCCAGAAACGAAUCGAGUUGCAGUACUAGUGCCAGCAACAACUCCAUUCCAUAUCCCGGUCCAGAGCGCGCGAGAUGAUACCCAUCCUCAGCAAGUUUGAUCUGAAAGAAGGAGUGAAACAGAUCGUCGGCGUCUCCGAUAUCACCGAGAACCGCAACAUAUGGCGCAUGCUGGUGGCCGAGUUUCUCGGCACCUUCUUUCUGGUGGCGAUCGGCAUCGGUAGCACGACCGGCUGGACCGACUACAGUCCCACGCUCACGCAGAUUGCGUUCACCUUCGGCCUGGUGGUCGCCACGCUUGCACAGGCAUUUGGGCACGUGAGCGGAUGCCACAUCAAUCCGGCCGUCACGAUCGGGCUGAUGGUAACGGCCGACGUCAGCAUACUGAAGGGUGCUUUCUACAUCGUUUCCCAGUGCAUCGGCGCAAUUGCGGGUGCAGCCGUCAUUAAGGCCGCCACACCGUCGGAAGUGGUCGGCGGGCUCGGCGUGACCGGCAUCGCCCCGGGACUGUCCACCGGGCAGGGUGUCCUGAUCGAAGCGCUCAUCACCUUCAUGCUGGUGUUCGUCGUCCAUGGCGUGUGCGAUAAUCGGCGCACGGACGUCAAGGGUUCGGCUCCGCUCGCUAUCGGACUCUCGAUCACGGCCGGCCAUUUGGCUGCGAUCAAGUACACCGGCGCCAGCAUGAACCCGGCCCGCUCGUUCGGACCGGCCGUUGUGAUGGGUAAUUACACCGAUCUGUGGGUAUAUUGGGUUGGUCCGAUUGUCGGUGGCAUUGUUGCCGGUGCCGUCUAUCGUCUGUUCUUCAAAGUAAGAAAAGAUGAACACUAACAAAGUAGGCCAAGUGACUAACGACGUUCAGUACAUUUAGCCCGGAGCGUAAUCCGCUAGCCCAUCGCGAUAGCUCCUACUACGACUAACCCCGACGCCCUGCGUCCUGUGUGCGUGUUCACCGACACAAAUACACACACACGUACAUACGGAAAGGAUCUUGAGAUGGGGCAUACAUCAUCAUCUUCAUCAUCACAUUAAAAGCAACACUCACAGAAAAACAAACAGGCCUGGGAAAACUUCAACCGUUCAACCGUACACGCCCGUGCCACAGCGCAUCUAAAGAGGACAUACAGGGGACUGCUGCUACUAAAACACUCCACACACACACUACUCCACAUCAUGCCAGCGCGUGUGCUAACCUGUCAAGAGCUAGUGGCUUCUCGUGAAGGAAAAACGCUCCGUGGGAAACAAAUCGUUUCGAGACGAUCUAAAUUCAUCCUAACUCGUGUUUAGAUUCUUCAUCAUUGUGCUAACCUGCAUGGAUGCCUUAGUAUCUUAGUAACUGCAAUUAAUACCACCAUCGACAGAGAACAUUCAUCUAAUUUCACUGAUAUUAGUACUAACAGUUAGAAAGAAAGGGUUAAUAGUAGAUUGUAGUGUUUGCUAGUAAUCUAAUACUAACACACUCACACAUCACUAAUAGGUUUGUGUUGCGCCUACGGAAAUAGCAUCAGAACAACCCCAAGGAAAGGGUUACUUAUGUACUUAAAGACACUAAUAUUUUUCAACAGUUUUGUUUUUCACUUUCGUUCUCGCCAUGUGCGAGCCAGCCCACACAUAAAACACCAGAUUAUUCACCAGUUGCUUCAUAUUUUGUCACAGUUGCACAGAAAGACACACACACUCACACAGAGUACGUGUAGGCGGUGAAGAUUUAGCGGUUCGGCGUUUAGAGCCACCUGUUUGGUCAGGGUUAUGAUUCCUUCUCUACACUUUUCUCCCGCCUCUUUGUUGUUUCUACUUUAUUGUUGUUGUUUUCCUUUCAAUGCCUGUUGGUUUGAACCUUGCAGUAGACGGUAAAAUACGCACACACACCUACACCAGGCACACGAAUGCGUUUUCUCUGUAAGAUUCUUAUCGCAUAUUAUGUAUUAUUUAAACGAAACUUCACACAACUAUAAUUAGGAAAAAAAACUGGUUAGGGCAGACGCGAUGGAUUGCGCAAACGGGCGGGAGGACUGCUGCUGCUUUGCAUCGUCUAGGUCCCCCCGCCGCCGAGAGGACAUGAUAGCAUGAUGGUUUACUUUUCGUUUUGUUUUCCGAUUGCGAUGCACGCAAAUGCAUCCGCAGUUGGCAGUAAAUUCAAACACCAAACAAGGGACAGCUGCUGCUUGUGCGGUGGCACAGAAACAGAAAAUAUGACACACACAUACACACAGAAAUUCGAACAAAAACGCGCACAGCACACGAUUCGCGUAAAAGCGAUGAAACUAAUGCGAAUGCACCGUAUCAUGUCCGCGGACAUCCAUCUAUCGAUUAGGGACCGAUCCGAUUUACUACUCCGUAAGUUCUAUUUAUGUAUCAUAUACAUCGGAAUUUACCAAAACAUUAUUGUUGCGCCAGCGCGAAGACGAAUAAGAGAUCUUUAAACAAAUAAAGUGUAAUGUUAUACAGUUA